AUGGUAUCAGGUAUCGAUUGGAAAAACGAAGAGCUAUUGGACAGUCACGCUGAAAGGUGGUCAACACUGUUCACAUGUUGGAAAGCAAUUCCACGAAGUAUCCGCGGAUCCUCGAUAGCGGUACUCCUCAAUAACGACUUAGAAAAGAUUAAGAGGUUCGCCCGUCACCUAAUCAAGGGAAAGGUUCAACUGAAUGGUGCUAUAGUGAACGAUGCAAUAGUAUUUUAUUUAAAAUAUCUAACCGCUGCGGAUGAAAGGCAUUCAUUGGAAAGCAUCAUUGACUGGAAGACGCUUCGUAAUUUGCAAAAAACGGAGGCUUCUUUAGAAGUCGUGUUACAGCUACUCUCGAUCGAGAAGAUUUUAGAGAUGCUCCAAUCUUGUGCACAGGACGAUGCACCGACUGAGGGUGAUCUUGUUUUAGUUGAAAAAAUGAUGUCGCCUGGCCUAAAGGAACGCUCUUACGAUAUGUUAGUGUAUUUGACAUCAAUAUUCGAGAAGGCCACACACUCUCCACUUUUGUUGAAGUGCGCUGCUGUUGCGCUUAAGGUAUUCGCACAAACCGAAAUUGAACGGGAUAUCGUUGUGCUGUGCCUGAGCUUGCUAUCAAUCUACGAUGUAACAGAAUCCAAUUUCCACGAACUCCGGGACAUGCAAUCUCUUCUGUAUAGUGCCAUUCACUACGCUCAUUCUGCCACUAACAAUGACCAAUGCGCUGUUUUUGCGCACUCCUUCGUAAAAAUGCUCAAAGCUGUGCAACAUUUCGCGCAUCACAAAUCUGGAACAGCAGACGAGAUUGAUGAGCUGAUUCACGGAGCAAACAGACUAUCACACACGCUGGCGUAUAGUCAUAAGUCGUACUACAACAGAGUGAUUGGCUCUAUUCUAUCUCACGUAGUCAGUCGGUACGAUAGCAUCCAAGUGGCCAUAUUCAAGCUCCACGCAAUCAAUGAUACACACAGUUCAUCUAUGAUGGCUACAAACCUUCCUCCGGCUGAACGACUCCAAUACAAGAGAAUAUUCAAAACACUGAAGGCUACAGUGAAGCCAAUAGUAUAG
Haemonchus placei is the source of this 1056-nucleotide messenger RNA. The record is from the annotation of a GenBank genome assembly. NCBI's taxonomy places the organism in Eukaryota, Metazoa, Nematoda, Chromadorea, Rhabditida, Trichostrongylidae.